Dentiscutata erythropus is the source of this 307-nucleotide messenger RNA. NCBI's taxonomy places the organism in Eukaryota, Fungi, Glomeromycota, Glomeromycetes, Diversisporales, Gigasporaceae. The record is from the annotation of a GenBank genome assembly.
GAAGGUAUAUUACUUGAUGAAGAUAAGGUUUUAAAGAUUAAGGAUUACUCUAUAUCUACCAACUUACAGCAACUAAGAGGAUUCUUAGGCCUAGCUUCUUAUUAUCAUAGGUUCAUAAAGAACUUCUCUAAGCUAGCCUGGCCUUUACAUGACCUAUUAAAGAAAGAUAGAGUGUAUAAGUGGAAUAAGGGCCAGCAAGAGUCUUUUAAAACAUUAAAACAAAAAUUAAUUACUGUCUCAGUUCUCAAUUACCCCAACUUCUCAAGGCCCUUCCACCUACAUACUAAUACUUCAGGCACAGGACUAG